AGAAAAAUGGGAAAAGGAAUUGUGUCUAUACGGGAGUGUGGGGGUUCACCAGGAGGAUAACAUUUGAGUAGAGUUCUUAAGGAAAUGAGGAGCAAGCUACCAAGCUGUGCCAACAUUUGAGAAAACAGCAUUCUGGACAGAUGGAAUGGCUUCUUUCAUCUCACAGUGUUUUACACCAGUCACAUAUCCACACAAGUGUUUCUCUUGACAUUUCUCGAAAAUGGGAGAAGAAGAAUAAAAUUGUUUACCCUCCACAACUGCCUGGAGAACCUCGGAGACCAGCGGAAAUCUACCAUUGUCGAAGGCAAAUAAAAUACAGCAAAGACAAGAUGUGGUAUUUGGCAAAAUUGAUCCGAGGAAUGUCCAUUGACCAGGCUUUGGCUCAGUUGGAAUUUAGUGACAAAAAAGGGGCCCAAAUAAUUAAAGAGGUUCUCUUAGAAGCACAGGAUAUGGCAGUGAGAGACCACAAUGUGGAAUUCAGAUCCAAUUUAUAUAUAGCUGAGUCUACCUCAGGGCGAGGCCAGUACCUGAAACGCAUCCGAUACCACGGCAGAGGUCGCUUUGGGCUCAUGGAGAAGGUUUUUUGCCAUUACUUUGUGAAGUUGGUGGAAGGCCCCCCACCUCCCCUUGAGGCACCAAAGACAGCAGUUGUGCACGCCAAAGAGUACAUUCAGGAGCUUCGCAAUCGGACCAUCAUUCACACCCUAUAGUGGGGGUAUUCAGAUUCUACAUUGUAAAUAUUUUGCCAUUUAUUUCCUAGAAACAAACAAAAAUUAAAGACAAAUGCUUUUUAUGAUUUGCCAUUGACUUAUUGCAAUACCAAGUACAGCUGCUAGCUUAUAUGAGUAUUUAUAAGACUUUGCCCAUCUCUCUUGAGCCUCUGGGUAUAUUUAUGCAUUUGCAACUUGGAAAGGGAAAUAAAUCAGCUUUAAACAUAAUAACAGGUUAUAAUUUAGAAGGCUUUUCUGAGUACUCUUUAAAAGGAAUGUAAUUCUCCAACUAAUGUCCUGCAGCUGGCAGUUUUGAUACUGGACUUGAGUAGAAUGUUAUGGGAUAAGAAAGCUUGUCAUUACAUUAUUUCACUUGAUUUCUUCUUGGUAUUGUGAAGGGGUGAUGGAGGUGAGUGUAGCUGAAUGUUGUUUCAUUGCAGUGUUUUAGGGCAUUUGUAUUUCUUUUUUAAAUUUCCUUCCAUUGUUGGCAUAGGCCAGUGGGUGAGGGAUUAUAUUUUCCUUUACUAUUUUAGCAGUAAUGUGAAAUUACAGGAGUUUACUAGAUAUCUUAAUCUAAAACUCUGAAAAUGCUUUAACUUAGUUUUUUUCUAGUUAAAUAAAGACUGCUAUCGGGUCUGCUUCCAACAAUGCUUUACAUUGCCUGGGUAUCUUGUUUAGGAUUGAUUCAUUUUUCAGAGUGAAUUCAAUUCCCAAGUGAGGAAUUGAACCAAUCUCAGCACUGCAUUCUAAAAUAAGGCAGUAGGUGGCACUUAACACUUGUUAAAAGAAAAUUGUCAGUAUUAAAUUAGAGUGUUCAGCACUCCCUGGCUCUCACUCAUACAUGUAUUUUCAUUGACAAGAAGCACUCUGUUCUCAGCCCUAGUCUGGUGUUACUCAAACUUUCUGUAUGCAGAAGAACGUGGGUACUUACUUGUUAAUGCAGACUUCUGGAUCUUGCCCCAGUAAUUCCUAUUCACUAGGUCUUAUGAAAGGCCUGUUCCAAAAAUCUGUGUUUUAAACAAGCAUUUACAGACCACACUUUGAGAACACUCCUCUGACCAAAUGAAGAAUGUAGUUUUAGUGCCAUGUUUUAUGAUGGCACCAAUAUAGCGACAAUUUACUGGGACCACUUUAUUUGCCAAGCUCAGUAUAGUAUUUUACAGAACUCUUCACAACAUCCUGCAAGCAUAGGUACUGUUUUGCUAUUUCAUAAAGGAAGAAAUCAAAGCACUCAAAAUUUGAAAAAGUAUCUUAGGGUCACCUAGUGUAUAAAUAUUGGAGCUAUGAUUUAAAGGAGGUUUGUAAACUACCUGCUUAGUUAACGAAUAUACAGAUGGGUUUUGUGCCUCUCCAGGUAACUAGUGCAUGGGUAAAAAGGCAAAGGUCUGAGUGGAAGGAAUAAGCCACAGAUUUAGGACAGAUUCAUUCUGGGUCCUAAGCUACUGUAGCAUGGAAUCAUGUAAAUAAUGCUGGAAUGGUAAAAGGUGACCUUCAUUCUAGUCCUGGCUCGUUAACCAGAAAGAAGACUUUGCGCAGGUCUCUUUCUCUCCUGGGCCCCCAUUUCAUUCAUCUCCAAAACAAGUUGUUCAGUGUUCUCUGUAGGCCACCUUCAUCAGAACUGCUUGAAGAACUUGUUAAAAAAUGCAAACUUCUGGGCCCUACUCUGAGGUUAAGUGAAUCAGAAUCUGGUGUGGGAGACCAGGGGACUUGAGCUUUUUACAAAUGCCCCUUGAUGUGCUUGCUGGAGAAUCAUUGGUCAGAGGGUCUCUGCUGUCUUUCAGUGCAGAUGCUCCAUGAUUUUUAGCCUUGGAGUUCUAACUUUUUGGGUGCAACUAAGACAAGCAGGCAGUAAUGUGGACUCCGUAACUAUAAAUUACGUAAAUGAAGGUGCUGCUUCAGUCAGGCUGUUAGAGCUAUUCUGAAAGAGUUAAGGACAAAACAGAGCUUGGAUUCUAGUGGGGAAAGUAUGCUUGUGAUCUAUGGUUGAUACUUCAUUUAAAAUUGCUUCUGGUGUGUUACAAAGUGUAGUAAUAGCUACACUGUGUAGUACUAACAUGGCACUAUGUGCCUCAAACUGUUUUAAGUACUUUAUAUUCAUUAUCUCGAUGAAUCUUUCCCUCUGUGACUGGUGCAGAGUAUAUCUGCUUAAUUUCCACGGCUGAGAGUGCAUAACAUAAAUGAUCAUUGUGGUCCCUAUUUAAAGUUUAACUUUAAUAUUCAGGAAUGAAUGUCAAAUAAUUAUUCUUUAAUGGCAAUCUCUGAAUGAUUGUAAUUUCCUUCUUUGUCAGAGAAUGAUGAUGAACUUAAACUUCUUGUUGGGGUGCACAUUCAGAAAGUGUAACCAUCACAUUUGUGUAGCUCAAUAAGUGAUCAGCUGGUGGACAUGCCCAAGUAACCAGGUGAAGAAAUAGAACAUGACAGCAGCCCUGAAGUCGUUUUCAUGCCCUGUGCCAGUCACUAUCUACUUCUCUUCCCCAAAGGUAGCCCUUAUCUGGACUUCUGACAUGAUAGAUCAAAAACAAAAUGGUUAGCUUUUGCUUUUUGUCAACUCAGUAUAAUUUAUUGGCCAGCCUUUAAAUGUGUGGUGCUAAGGAUACAGGCAGUGAAAGAGGAAACAGCCCCUGCCCCAUGAAGCUCACAGUCCGAUGGGAGAGACAUUGUAAAUCAGUAAUUGCAAGUGUUUACCUGGCUGAGUAUAUGAAAAUAGAGGGAUGGGGCUGUGGGGACAGAAAUCAGGGCCCUCUGAAAAAUAGUUACUGUUUUUUUGGAAAGUUUAUUUCCUUAGAGAUAAAAUGAGGGAAAAAGUGUAAAUAUGGCAAAGUCAUAUGAGUCAGCAGAGAGCUAUAUCAGAAUACCAACUUGUGUUUUGUUUUUAACAGUAUGCACAUGAGCGCCACUACAUCCUUCCACAAGUUAAGAUGUAUGUGAGAUGUGGGAUGCAAUGGGGAAUAUAUUGUCUUUGGAGCUGAUUCAGAUUUACCAAACUUUAUUAGGCUCCAGCUAUGCCUGAGGGCUAAGAAACGUGAAGUAUACUGCAAACAUUGCAAAAUAAAAUGUAUGUGGUUUUCUGUAAGUGAUGAAAAAUAAUCAAGAGUUUUUGCAUGCAUUUCAUUUAAAUACAGAGUAUUAAGAUUAAAACUAAAAAUAAAAAAUUGUAGUAACAUUUUUUUAGGUACAGUCAUAUAUGUGGGUUUAAAACAGGAAAUGUUUUUGGAGUUGGUGAGCCCCCAACAGAUUCCAAAGCAGGGGAAAGUUGCUUAGGUGACAUUAUUAACACUUCUAGGAGUAGUUGUCUCUUCUUUAGCUACUGUCUCCUAUAUCAAUGUCUAGGGUCAAACCUCUACAUGAGAGCAUCAAAGUUCUAGCCCUUAUUCUUAAACCAGCCUACUGUGAAUUCUGUUUAUUGUUUAGGAUAUAUCUGUUAUGGAAUCACAAAUACGUUGGAUAGAAGAGAGGAAAUAUUGGUAGGUGAAUUAUACUUGUACACCCAAGUAAAAUAUUUUUUAUGCUUGUCUAGUAGGAACUUGAAUGAAUUAUUACUUUCACUUACAGACCAAGGAGCCUCAUUAAAAUUCUCUGGCAACUAAGGGAUGGCAAUAUUAGUAUCAGAGUGGAAUUUAAGGAAAAGGCACCUAAGUGAACCUAAUAGGGUUGUUUAAUGUGCAUACGGAGGAACACAUUCUAUAGUCAACUUGAGAAAAUUUCUAAGUCUGCAGAAGGUCAUCUGCAAGUUCCAGGUAUUCAUAGUAGCCCCAGGAUAAGAAAUCCUGAUUUAAAUGGUGUAAGUUCAUUUAUCUGUCUCGCCACAGUCAUUUGUUCUUUCCCUAUACCCGUGCUCUUUGCAUUAUGACUGCAGUUCUUUUAUUAAUAGGAGGCAUCUCUUCUGACUUCUUGAAUUUGGGCUAUGUGACUUCUUUAGCCAACGCAAUGUGGCAGAAGUCACAGUUUGCAGUUUUCAGCCUAGGACUCGCUCACUUCUUCUUUCUUUCUUGGACCUCUGCUUCUGCCAUGUGAACAAGCCUAGGCUAACCUGGAAGAUGAGAGACCAUGUGGGGAGAGUUGUGUGCCCCCAGCUUUCAGCCAGCCAACCACUAAUUGGUGAGAGCCCAGCUUCCAUUGGUACAGCUGUCUACCCACCCACAGAUGCUCACAUAAGCAUGAAUGGACCUGGAUGAGACUAACAAAAUCACCACCAACUGACGUCAUGAAGAAUAGUAAGUUCUUACAGUUUAAGCCACUGAAACUUAAGGUGGUUUGUUUCACAGUAGCUGUUAUAAAUAUUUCAAACGUUGUACCGUACAGACAAUACUUAUCCUUUUCAAAUGACUAUAAGAAUUUGUAAAAUUAAUUCUAGGCUUAUCACAAAGAAGAUCUCAGUAGAUUCUCCCAAAUAUAUAGACCACUUUUUAAAAUUGUACUGCCCUACAGCUGGAAAUGUGUUGUUCUUUAAGAAAGUUUAAACAGUCUACUUCAUAAUAGAAGCAACUCUUGUUCUUUGAAAAGACAGAAAUCAUUGAAAUGGACAGAUCCUGUGCAUCCAAUCAAGAAAUAAAAAUAAAAACAAUUAGGUCUGAGAAAAAGACAUAAAACAUACAGAGAAAAUUAAGAAUCCUGUGUAGGAAUGUGCCAGGUCAUCCUAUUGUCUGCUUGAUUGACCUGGAACUACAUUUCCCAGAAUCCCCCUUUCUAUAUGGUUCUGCGUUAGAAUUGGCCAGAAGAUGAACUUGAGUAAUGUUUGGGAGUUGGAAAUGAUGUUCUCAUAAUUAUUAUUGCCUCCUCAUAUCUAUCACAGUAGUGCCUCAGUCUAAGACAACAUGCUAAUGCAGCAAGCAUCCCGUUCCAACAUCUUGUAAGACUAAGCAAAAGGGAACAACUAAAGAAUACUAGAUAGCUCAAAGGCUUUCUGAGUGGGCCCAAGAGCUCUAAUUUUAAGCCACAUAGCCAGAAACAAUGCAACUGGAUGACACAGCCAGAGGAAAAUUCCCUUCACCACAACAGGACUGUUCUAGCGGAAGGGCCACCCAUGGUGCUAUGGAUCUGACACCAGGAUUCCACCAUGGUUACUCUGAAAGGGCCAGUUACCUGUGCAGUGUCCUUGCUAGAAUGCAUGCUCUCCCAGUCUGUGACUACCUCUUCCCAUUGUUCUCUUCCUUAUCUGAAUCUGGAUUGGGUAAAAAUGCUUGGCAGAAAUGUCAUAUGACUUAAACCUUAACUAUAAGGGUGUCUAGAAAGUUACUUUUUUGUUUUCUAGCCUCUUAAAGCAUGUCAGUGUCCUCCAGCCAGAGACCACCAUAAACAAAACUGUAAUUGAACAAGUUGGGUUUACUACUUGCUGCAGUAAUGGAGAACACACACCAUGGGGAACCUUCAACAAGGGGGUUUUAGAAAACCUAUUACAGAAUCUGGGCUUUGGGUGAUUUGUGGAGUGUCUACGGAAGGGUUCCCUCUAGACUGGAUGCCAUCAGAAAGUGUGUGUGUGUGUGUAAUUCUAUGAUUGAGUAUCUCAAUAAAUUUUGUAUAUAGGGAAGGCAAACUAGACUGAGAAAAAAGGCACACUUUGAUAUUUUGUGGAUGGCACAGUGACUUUAUUUUUGUCUGUAUUUGGACAAAAUUAUGGUGUGGAUUUGCUUUAUCUCAUUUAAUCAUGGACACAGAGUGACCUUGUCUAAGUUGGUAUUGUGUGAGAUAGUUUAUAUCCAACAGGAGAACAGUAUGGCCUAAUGUUGAAUGUCUGGCCAGCUUCCCAGUGUCAGGGGCUACUCUUUUCUUUCUUAAGCACAACCAAAAGGGGAUUGGUUUGGCUGUUAAGUAAGUGAAUUUAGUGUAUCUUCCUCAGGUAUCAUUAUACUUAUUAGUGAAGCUGUGGUGUUUCCAAAGUCAGGUAUGAGUCAAGUAUGCCUACUACCUGUGGUCAUAUAGUAAUUCUUGAGACUUUAGUCAAAGGAGUAAGACAAAAUAAGAAAAAAAUCCUUGAGACAAAUUAUUACUUCCAUAUAACUACCCACCUAGGAACCCAAGAAAAUGAACUGAAAAAUUAUUACAAGGAGAGGUCAGUAAGGUAGUGUAAAAUCAGUAUACAAAAAUCAGUGCUUACCCUUUAAGUCAACAAUCAUCAGAUAGAAAAUACCCUUUUAAAAAGGCAUUAAAAUAGAGACUAAAAUGUAGAAUAUCUAGAAAUAAAUCUGACAUAAAAGUAUGCAGGACCCAUAUAAAUAAAACUCUAAAACUUACUGGAAGACUUGAAGACUUAAAUAAAUGGUAUGGCACACCACAUUCUUGGAUGGCAUAACUCAAUAAUUCAGCCAUUCAAUUCUAAUAAAAAUGUCAAACAUAUUUUUUUUUAACUAGACAAUAUAAUUCUAAGGUCACCUGGGAAGCUUAAUAAAAGGCUGAAGAAUUUUUGGAAGAUUAAGGGGUGACAUACUUCUAGAUAGAAAGAUUUAUUAUCCAAGCAACAUGAUUCCUAUGUAAGAAUUAAAAUAGCCUUCCAAAGAGGCUCGAGUAUAUACAUUUGGUAUAGGAUAAAGGUGGAAUUUAAAUGUCCUUACCCUCCUGCUUAAGAUAAACAAAGCUGCUAAUGUAAGCAUGUUGCUCCUCUCAUAAUAAUGAAAAAGUGACAGACAAACUAAAAAAUCAUUACUUUUGUUGGGCUGAUGAGAAAGAUGAGGUUGUGAGGCAACCAAGAGAGACAAGUCCCUCUGAGGAGAGAAUGGGCUUCACAAACUAUCUCCACCCUGGCAGAGCACAAGUAGAGGCACUGCCAUUAUCCAAGCAGGUGAGAGGAAACCGACUGAAUUGUAACAUAGUAUUGAAAUCCACGUGUGGGCUAGUGUGUAAAUGGUGGAGGAGCUCAUGCUCAGUUCUCUGCCUCUCCCUUCCCUCUCCCAAUAUUGUUGACAUUUCCAUGGACAUUUGCUUUAUGAUUUUUCAUUACCGUGCAGCCCUCUGUGUCCGUGCCAUAUUUUAUGAUAGAAGAAAAAGGUAAAAUUGGGGUCCAAAUGUAAUUUCCUACAUGGUACAUACAGAGGAUUUAGGCACAGACAGGCUGUCUAUUGGUGAAAAUUAAUUUUUUCCAUUUACUGGUCUGACUCUCCUUUCCCUAUCCAAUGCUGUGCCAGCCAAAGCAGCCACAUGAUUUAGCGCAAGUUAACAGACUCUGAACCUUACAAACUACAGCUAGUUUAAAAUAACCUAGGUUGCAACUGUGAGAUGUUUAAUAGAAAAAACAAAUAUCAGAGAAAUCUGACUUGGAAUGGAGAGAGCCUUUUUAAACAUCAAAAUAAAGGCAGAAGUCAUAAAAGAAAUGAUUAUAAAUUUGGCUACUUUCAAGUUAAAAAAUGAUAGACAAAUUUUAAAAUGUCAAAGCAGAAUUGAAAGAAUAUUUAAUUGGGGAAAAUGUUUUAAAAAUAUAUGGCAGAUAAAGGGUUAACAUUCUUGAAAUACAAAAAGCUCUUAUGAUUAAUAAGAUCAAUAUCCUAAUAGUGAAACACAAGGAAUCUGGAUAGACCAUUUUUUAAUGGAAGAAAUACAUACUAUUAUUAAGCAUUUAAAAAUAUUCUAUCUAGUAAUCAAAUAGUUGCAUAUUAAGAGUGUUCACAUGCCACACAUCCAGUUGUCUGGGGUUGAAAAGAAUGGGAACUUCUAGUAUUGGGAAGUUUUAGGGAAAAAGAACACUCUGAAGCACUUGGUAGGAGAGUGGUUCAGCACCAUUAACAAGGAGCCUCAAAAAUGCGUAUGCUUUGACUUAACAAGAUACGCACAAGGAUAUUACAGUAGUGAUGACUGGAAAUGACCUAAAACAUUCCAGUGACAGGGAAUUGGCCAGGUUAUGUUACCUUUGUAUACUUGGCAUUUUCUAGCCCAAAUGGCACCAUUGCGUAUCUUAGAAAAGAAGGCUCCUUUUAUUCCAGGGAGACCCCCAGGUCAGGCCCACAGCUGUGUAGGCAACAACUUGUACAUAGGACACCAUGGCUGUGAUACACACGUGUGAUGUAUGUAGCCAUUAAGACAUGUUUCUGAAUAAUUUGGAAUGACAUGGGGGUAUGCUCCCAAUAUGCUAUUGAUUUCCUGAAACAUGCAGUGCUAAGAAUCGUUUCUGGCCUGUAGUAAUAGCUAUUAUUUAAAAGAUAAGCUUUUAAGUGUGUGCAGCAUCAGCCCAAUUUUAAAAAGAGCAAUAUAAUCAUAGAAAGCAAGGGAAAAAAAAAAGACUAGAA
Molecule: messenger RNA, 8923 nt
Organism: Manis javanica (Malayan pangolin)
Lineage: Eukaryota; Metazoa; Chordata; Mammalia; Pholidota; Manidae
Gene: MRPL22
Product: mitochondrial ribosomal protein L22
Biological process (GO): translation
Cellular component (GO): ribosome; mitochondrial large ribosomal subunit
Molecular function (GO): structural constituent of ribosome
Source: RefSeq, a predicted model, not a curated record